AUGGCGUCGGAUCGUGAAACGGUUACUCCACUUCAAAACAAACACAUUCUAGUCCCGGCAUUUUUAGCUGCAAAGGGGCUGGUGAAAUUGCAUAUCGAUUCAUAUAACCAUUUCAUCGAGACGGAAAUCAAGAAUAUCGUUAGGGCUAAUAAUCGUGUAAGCGUUCCAGAAGCUAAUUGGUGGCUCGAGUACAAUGAUGUGUAUGUUCGACCACCCACAGUGAAUGACGGAGGUGUUGUCGCUAGCCGUGUCACUCCUCAUGAUUGUCGUUUGCGUGACCUUACCUACGCUGGUGAGAUUCUGGUGGAUGUGACGUUUAUGCGCCAAAAUGAAAUCGUGACAAAGAAGGGCGUCCUAAUCGGGCGAAUGCCUGUUAUGUUGAAAAGCUCAGUAUGCAUUUUAAACGGCAAAGGUCCUUCAGAACUGAUGCGAUUAAAAGAGUGUCCGCUUGAUCCAGGUGGAUAUUUCAUUAUUGGCGGCACCGAGAAGGUGAUUUUGAUGCAGGAACAGACAUCGAAAAAUCGUAUCAUCAUCGAGGAAGACAGCAAACGGGGUUUGGUGUGUUCUGUGACCUCGACUUCCGCACAAACAAAAUCGAAGACAAAUAUCAUCAUGAAGGAUGACAAGUUUUUCCUGGCACAUAAUUCGUUCACCGUCGACGUGCCUGCUGCCAUACUGUUUAAAGCCAUGGGUAUCACAUCCGAUCAAGAAAUUCUGCACAUGAUUGGAACAGAAGAAUCCAUUUGGGCCAAUUUCGUACCAAGUUUGAAACAAUGCCUUGAGUUUAAUGUUCACACGAAAUCAGAUGCUUGUCGAUGGAUGCAAUCCAAGCUGCAACAACGCCGAUUUCGCACCGGUGUUGGGAGUGGUCUGGGCAAACCGUUGAAGGCGGAUGGUGAGUACGACGUUGUUUUGGACAUGCAACGAUUCGUACGAGACAUUAUUAUCACUCAUGUGGAAAUGGAAAAAUUCAAUUUCGCCCCACGGGCACUAUUUCUCGGACAGAUGAUUCGGUAUCUGAUUUUAGCCAACGAGCAUCACAUUCCGCCAGACGAUCGUGAUUUCUAUGGAAACAAACGCAUUGAAUUGGCCGGAAGUCUAAUCGCCCUGUUGUUUGAAGAUGUAUUCAAAACAUUCAAUGAAGACAUUUGGCUCACUGUCUCAAAGCUGGACACUAAGCGCCGAUGCACGCCGUUCGAUAUUUCACGGCACAUCAAAACGUGGAUGAUCACAGAACAGUUGAAUCGGGCAAUUUCAUCAGGCAACUGGAUUAUCAAACGGUUUCGUAUGAUGCGCCAUGGAGUUACACAAAUUGUCAGUCGUUUGUCAUAUGUUGCUGCCCUAGGCCACAUGACUCGAAUGACCAGCCAAUUUGAGAAAACCCGUAAGGUUUCUGGUCCACGAUCAAUCCACGCCAGUCAAUGGGGUUUGAUUUGUCCGUCGGAUACACCUGAAGGGGAGGCCUGCGGAUUGGUGAAAAACGUGGCGCUUAUGUGCCACGUGACAGUGGAGAUGGAUGACACCGCGUUGAUUCGUCUGAUCAGCAACUACUACGUGCUCCCAUUGCAACAACUACAGUACGGUCGGACAGAGUUCAUCAUUUACGUGAAUGGCAAACCAAUCGGAUUCACCGAGCAACCCGGAAAAUUAGCCGCCCUGAUUCGUGGCCUACGACGCACCGGCCGCAUUGACUGUUUUGUGUCCGUCCACAUUAAACAGGUGCACCGAUGCGUUCACGUGGUGAGCGAUGGUGGUCGUCUGUGCCGUCCGUAUAUAAUCGUAUCCAAUAAUCGACCACUGGUUACUCAGGCUAUGCUUGAAGACCUUGCUCAUCAUGUGCUCAGCUGGGAUGACUUCCUGAAGAAAGGAGUGAUUGAGUAUCUGGAUGCGAACGAACUGAAUGACUGUUUGGUCGCCAUGGACGAGAGCUGUUUAAACGACGGUAAUCAAUAUACACAUAUGGAAAUUGAUCCGGCCACCAUUUUGGGUGUUGUGGCUGGACUCAUCCCGUAUCCCGAUCACAACCAGUCUCCCCGUAAUACGUAUCAGUGCGCUAUGGGUAAACAGGCCAUCGGCACCGUCGCUUUGAAUCAGCAAAUCCGCUUUGACACUUUGCAGCAUCAAAUGGUCUAUCCACAAAAGCCCUUAGUGCAGUCGAAGACGAUUCAGAUGAUGCAUUUCGAUGAACUACCUGCCGGUCAAAAUGCCAUUGUAGCUAUCAUGUCCUACUCCGGGUACGAUGUGGAAGAUGCUCUGGUCAUCAAUCGCGCCUCACUCGACAGAGGCUUCGCACGUGCUUGUAUCUAUCGACGGACAGGUUUACAUCUGAAAAUGCACGAGAAUGCUGUCUAUGAUCGACUUAUGGGACCUAGUAUUGAUCGCGAAACUGGGUUACCCCGCCGUGGUGAGGAACUCUUACAAGCCGAUGGAACUGCUUAUAUCGGUGCUCGAGUAAGCGAUCGUCAAAUCCUGAUGGAAUUCAAGCGGUGUCCUGCUGACUAUAAAGGGAUAGAACCAUCAUAUGUGGAGAAAGUUAUGUUUUCGACAUCUGAAGGAAAUCAGGCUGUAGUCAAGGUGCUCCUUCGUCAGACUCGUCGUCCGGAGGUGGGAGAUAAAUUCUCCAGUCGCCAUGGUCAAAAAGGCGUCGUCGGACUAAUUGUACGUCAAGAAGAUAUGCCAUUUUCUUCUCAAGGCUUGGUUCCGGAUGUCAUUAUGAAUCCGCACGGCUUUCCUAGUCGAAUGACGGUCGGCAAGCUACUCGAGUUAUUGGGGAGCAAGGCUGGCGCAAUCGAGGGUCGUAUCCGCGAUGGGUCGGCAUUUUCCGGUGAUCCAGCGCAAGUAUUGUCUCAGGUACUCAUUGAUCAUGGCCAUCACUAUUUGGGGAAAGAAGUACUACACUCCGGUGUCACCGGUGCUCCGCUAGAGGCGUAUAUCUACUUUGGUCCGGUCUAUUAUCAACGCCUAAAACACAUGGUCAUGGACAAGGUUCAUGCCCGUUCUCGAGGACCCGUUACCGCUCUGACCAGACAGCCCACCGAGGGACGUAGUCGUGAAGGCGGUUUGCGUGUCGGAGAAAUGGAACGGGAUUGUUUCAUUGCGUACGGUACAUCGCAGCUGCUUGUCGAAAGACUUCUCACUUCCAGCGAUGCCUACGAUGCUUGUGUUUGUGAAAACUGCGGUUUGCUGGCCACUUCCCGUAAUUGGUGCCAGUAUUGUCGCAGUAGUCGUCAGGUGGUCACCGUCCGAAUGCCUUAUGCAUGUAAACUGCUAUUUCAGGAGCUAAUGUGUAUGCGAAUCUUGCCCCGACUCACACUGGGCAACACUUAUCGUGAUCGUGUGAAGUAA
Messenger RNA from Echinostoma caproni, 3345 nucleotides. The record is from the annotation of a GenBank genome assembly. Lineage: Eukaryota; Metazoa; Platyhelminthes; Trematoda; Plagiorchiida; Echinostomatidae.